UUCACCACACUAACCACAAUAGAACCGCACCAAGAAAAAAAAGAAUGUCGACACUCACCAGAGGAGAACGCGACGCGAAAGAUGAGAAAGGUGAUCAGCAUUCAGAAAUCAGGAUCGAUUUCUGAUGAGAAUCCAAUCGUUGAAAGCUCAGGGUUUUGCAUGAUCUUGCUUUCAUUCGAUUGAUGGAUUACACAGACUGAUGCCGGAAGAAGCAGAAACGGCAGCAUGGAAUCAUGCUCAGCAGCCCGGCUGGACGGUCACGGCCAGGGGACGAGGCUGAUGACAUCAGGCGCUCCAGCACUGGCGACCUCCGGCUCGGCGGACUGCAACAACGACCACCCGCUCUGAGCCUUUUAAAGUCUCGUGCGGAUGUGCAUCAAGGGCUUCCCACGGAACAGGAACGGACUUUGCAUGGCGUUCCGGCCGCAGACAGGCCAUCGAUUCCCAUAUACGAUGGCACAUCCGGGCCUAGAGGCAUCUCUCAUCUGGCCACCACUUCUAGGCAGAGCGUGCCACGACUGCAUCCAGGAGUUGGCUCUGACUUUGACAGCUUCUCUGCCUCACAGCCAGCAACGUAUUCUUGGAGGCGUGGUCACAGGUCAAUCGUUUCAACUUCUGCCUCUCAGCCUCCGCUCGCUUCUAGCGAUGCCAGACUUCCGCAGGACGCCGCCAUCUCUCAUAACUCUAUCCCAUCCGGAUUGCUACAUCGCGGCAGCCGCUAUCCUUGUCGAAUGCUACCAACGCUGAGCAGGGAACCGUGUACGUCUCAAACUUCAGCCGCUUCUGAAAGCAACAGGGGACCUUGCACCUUGCUACGAAUGCCAUCAAGAUAUCCGUACGCAUCUUCCACCGGGGAAAUCCAAGGAAACCGAGGCGAUCACAGCAGCAGGGCAGCAUUUGAUUCCGGCGACUCUCAAGCUGACAAGUCAUCGAACGAUACCAUUGUCUUGCACGAUGAUUCUUCCUGUCUCGAUUUACCAGUUCUGAAGAAAGUCAAACUCAGUCCUAUCAAGAAGAGUACACAACCUGCGAAACAUACACUUUCGAAGUACAAGUCCUUGGUACCACGUUCAAAACAGCGGCCUCGGAAGGAACUUGAGGGAACGGUCAGCAUGGGCGCGGCAGAGACUGGCCGCGAAGUUCAGAUUUCUUCAGAUAAAAAUGAGAUAUGGAAUGCUUGGAAGGCUGAUGUGCGACGCCGGGGAAAGGCUGGACAGACAAUGGAAAGCUCGUCAAAACAAUAUCAAUUGACCUCUUCGUAUCAUCCAACGCCAAAGUGUCUUGCUCCUGCUUGUUCAUCUUCCACACUGGGAAAAGUUGACGAGCAAUCGCACGCGAGCCCACAAAAUGCCGGAGGGGGGUUAUCAAUGCAAUCAAUCGGAGAUCGAUCAGACAGAAGGCCAUAUCAGAGCUUGGCAAGCUCAGAGGCACCUGGCCUCAAGAUACCCGGCAGCAGGACGUCGGAUGUUAGCUGGGAAACUUUGGUCAGCCAUGACAUCUCCCUCAAAGCGAGCUCUGCCUUAAGGUCAACCGCUUGGCCGCUCCGUAGAUCAGGCCUGCUUGUCCGACAUGUGCCAUUGCGCGCCCCUUCUAAGUCACCAACCGUAAGCAAAUCGCAACUCAGCUCGUCCCUACGUCGACGAGUCGAAUCGAACAUAGCCUUCUUGCAUUCUGAGUUAUCACCCGACUCGGGUCGCCAAGUCACAAGGGCUACUCGACAUCCGAACCGAGCGGAGACAAAUGGAGAGACCGAUGAAAUGGCAGAUGAAAAGUUUGUUGCACUCACGAAUGGUGCAGCAGAGCUCAAGGAAAGGGCCCAGAAGAAAGGAAGAUCAGAGUUAGGCCAGGAAAAAUCGCUUUCUAGAGAAGCGGUAAGCCUGUCGCCUGACGAAGACGACGAAGGCGGCGAAGAACUGCUGGCAGAAAAGCCUCUGCCGUUUGAUGGGCGCCUGCUUGAUCCAGAGCUUGUGGCAGAGCCGCAGGCAGAGAAAGAAGCAUCAGCCAAGGCAGAAGACGUCCCUGCAGCUGAGGCAGAUGUGGAGGCAAAAACAGAAGCACAAUUGCGCGCCGAAGCCGAUUCGACGCUUAAACCUGAAGCUGGGGCCCGAGGCGAAGAAGGGGCCGAAGCCGAAGCCAAAUCUAAAACUAAAACAACAACAAAAACAAAAACCAAAGCUGAACCAGAGCCAGAAGGAAAAGCGGUGGCAGAAGCAGAUGCCGAGGCAGAGGCAGAGGCGAUCAAAGUUCAGAUCACACACCCGAAUGCAGCAAAGGCUGGGACGCAGCGUUCAGUUGGAAAUUCAGCAGGUGAACGAGCAAAAGGCAAGGAGAAGUUGUAUACCAAAACCACAGAGUCUCGGGAGCAAGAGUUACUCCCAGCACACCCAUUCUUUUGCGAGGACGCGGUUUGGCGGGACGAACCGGAAGCAGGGUUGAUCAUCAAACGCACCAGGGAUUCGAUAGCCCGUGCUCGUUCGGUUGGAUGGGUCGACCCCAACCUGCCUCCACCGAGGCUAUCGAAGGGCACAAUUGGGCGCAGAGAUGACAAGGACUCAACAGGUAGCUCAGAUGAAGCAUGUUUAGGACGAAGGCCUGAGCUGGACGCGCUCAAGGCGUUGCUGGAUGACACAGAGUCGCUUAGCAAGCGUCCGCGGCCAUUCUACAACGAUGCGAUCUCCAUCGGGUCUGAGACCGAGGAAGAUGAUGAGGAGCGGCCGUACGACUCCGAGGAGAACGAGAGGCAAAAUCGACAAGCCGAGAAGCUGAACAAGCGAAAACGGCAAAGGAAUGCUGCCGGAAAGUGCAAGCGGAGCAUAUUGUCGUCUCGUUCGAAAAGGAAGCAAACGCGAUCAGUUUCGUCGGCGCGCAGACUUUCUAUUAUUUCAAACCGCAACGAUGAGGACGCCUCGUCCAGAAAGAAGGCCCAAACGAGGAAGAGCAACGGCUUCGGUAGUACUGCGCCAUCCAUCUCUGAAGCAUGGCUCGAAGCUCAAAACGCUGCUACUGCUCAGCUUGGGCCUCACAUCCCUCGAUCGCGCUCAGCAUCUCCCCUUGCUCCACCAUCUUUGCCAGACGUCGACCUGCAUCCUCCGAGAAAUGUAAAGCACAUCGAAGCUCGACAGAGCCCGCUUACUGGCCUUCUCAGACAUCGUAUAGAACGUGAGCGGUCCACCGAGAACGUUUGCGACAAGAUCACUGGGUAUUGGGGCGGCGAUGCAUGGCGCUGGGAGCCAUGGGUUAUCCUCGAUAAGGAGCAGCGGGCCCUCGUUCAGUGGAACUUGCGCUCUUUCCACCUCGGCGUCGCACUGCAGGUCUUGGAGUUGGCAAAAAUGACCUCUGCAGACAAGGGAUCUGGAGGCAGCGUUCCAUUUGCAGCGUCACUUGCCAUCAGCCAGGCAAUCCUCCGACGUGAUCCAGAGGAGAGUCACAUUCAAGCAAUCACGAGGAGAGACUUGUGGCGUGCAGCAGUAUCGCUCGUGGGAAUGGAGUGCACUACAUGGACAUGAAAGCGUGUGCUGCAACGUGUGGCGCUCAUACAUCCAAUUUACCCCCUACCUCCUAUGAUCAUCUUGGUCAUUCACAAGGGUGUUGGCGGCGUAAUACUCGCAUCAGUUUUGUCUAUCCCCAAGAUUUAUUGCAUGCAUAAUGUAGAAUACCAAAUGCGCAAUGUAAAAAAAUAGCGGUGAAGGU
Molecule: messenger RNA, 3690 nt
Organism: Tilletiaria anomala UBC 951
Lineage: Eukaryota; Fungi; Basidiomycota; Exobasidiomycetes; Georgefischeriales; Tilletiariaceae
Exons: 2
Coding region: 234-3506 (1090 amino acids)
Source: RefSeq, a predicted model, not a curated record